UGGCAUGCAGUCGCUGUCUGGCAGUGGAAAGUCGCGCAAGACGACGUGUGUGGCAUUUGUCGCGUCGCCUUUGACGGGACAUGCGCAGAUUGCAAGUCGCCAGGCGAUGAGUGUCCCCUCAUCUGGGGAAAGUGCACGCAUGUCUUUCACAUGCACUGUCUGUUGAAAUGGCUCAGUCAGGACAGUUCAAAGGGACAGUGUCCGAUGGAUAGACGGAGGUUUGAGGCUGAGAUCUUGAUGAGCGACGGGACGGGCGCGACUUUGCCUGUACGCGAUGACUCGCCAGACGAUGAGGAGCCCGAAGAGGAUGAUCAUUGA
Molecule: messenger RNA, 318 nt
Organism: Protomyces lactucae-debilis
Lineage: Eukaryota; Fungi; Ascomycota; Taphrinomycetes; Taphrinales; Protomycetaceae
Product: putative anaphase promoting complex subunit Apc11
Exons: 2
Biological process (GO): anaphase-promoting complex-dependent catabolic process; protein ubiquitination; positive regulation of mitotic metaphase/anaphase transition
Cellular component (GO): nucleus; anaphase-promoting complex
Molecular function (GO): zinc ion binding; ubiquitin protein ligase activity; cullin family protein binding
Source: RefSeq, a predicted model, not a curated record